AAUUUUGUUCGAAAUAUUAGCUGAUGACAAUUGAAAAUAAUCGACUAUUAGCCGAAUGUUUGAUACCAAACUCGAUACUUACAGAAACGGACUUAAUGUUUGUUUCUUUUCAAAAAUUCGUAUAGGAAUACAUGACGGAUAUCGAAGAAAUACGCAGCCAAACAUCGUUAUCGAGCGCGAUCAUUCAACUCGAGAUUCCGUGUAUAACGUAUUAUUACAUAGUGGUAUGGUCAAGCAUCGAGUUUAUGUAUGCACCUUAUACGUAUAAUCGCGUAGUAGAUGCAUGGUAUUUAUGUAACGUAUGCCUGUCGUGUGUAGUGGAACGCGCAGUAUAGUUUCGUGAUACAGAAGUAAAUCGAUCAAUUGGACGGAUUUGAUUUCCCCAAGAAAAAAAACAAGUUAUCCGUUUGGCCCUGGCGUAAAAAAAGUCGUUUAUGUUAAAACGAAAAUCGACGAACCGAAUUAACAGAUUUUGGUUUGCGUGUUCUGUUUCACGGAUGAAAUGUGUAAUCUACGCUAGCAAAGCGUAGUAAAUGGAAGAUUUUAGAAUGCAACAUGAACCAAUGGAUGCAUUAAACAUAGACUGUCAGGUUAUGGACGAAAACAUUGUAAGCGUUGUACUUAAAGAAGAACCUGGUGACAGAUUUGAUCCAGACUACAUGGAGGACAUCUGUUCCGGGACAUUCGAGAAGGUAUUUUUACCUAUCGAAAAUAACGAAGUUGACUUUUCUAAUGAAAUGGUAAAAUUAGAAUUAGAUGGUGAAUCUAGCACUCAUCAGAACUGGACAACCCAACUUGCUAACACGAAUUUAUGCGACAAAGAAGAUGGAGCUAUGCAAAGAUGCCUGACGAACGCAAAUUUUGCCCAAGUGCAAGAUACCGAAAAACAUUCUAAUUUUUGUUCAAACGGGCAGCAGCCCAAGUUUUAUAAAAUACAAUGUUCAAUUUGCAAGAAAUGGUUUUUAAACAAUGAUUCGAUGGUUACUCAUUUGAGAAUGCACUGCAGUGGUAGUCAAUGCGAGGUGUGCCAGCAAAAUUUUCAGGACAGUUCCAGUUUACAUGCUCACAUGUUAACACACGUUGGUAUGAGCCCUUUGGAAUGCAAUGUCUGCCAAAAACGAUUCGCUUACAAGUGGUGUUUGCGUAAUCAUAUGCAAAUGCACGUACUGGAGAAACCAUACGAUAACGACGCGUUACAACAAACGUUUAUGAAGCGGCUGGAUUCCGAAAACGACCAGUCGAUGAGCGGUGAAGAUAGAAUAAUUGAGUGCGAUGUUUGCCACGCGACGUUUAAAGAAAAAUCUAGUCUGAAUCGGCAUGUGCUUACUCACACAGAAGAGAGGCCGUAUAAAUGCGACAUAUGCUUUGCAACGUUUAGGGAAAAGGCAAAACUGAAUAUGCAUAUGACGCUGCAUGGCGGGAAUAAACAGUUUAAAUGUACAAUGUGUCAUAGAUCGUUUGCGCAAAAAACGGCGCUGAACAAUCACAUGCUGGCUCACAGCGGCGAAAAGCCCCAUGCAUGCAAUAUCUGUGAGAAAACGUACAAACGAAAGUCGGAAUUAAUAAGGCAUACGAUGGUCCAUACCGGCGAAAGACCGUACGAGUGCAAAGAAUGCCUAAUGACAUUUCGAGAGAAAGCAAAAUUAAAUUCUCACAUGCUUGUGCAUACAGGUGAGAAACCACACGAGUGUCACAUAUGUCACAAGGCGUGUGCGCGGAAAUCCGAUCUUAAUAGCCACAUGUUACUACACACCGGCGGCCAAUACGAUUGUAAAGUUUGCGAUAAAAUAUUUACUCGUAAGUCGGAUUUAAAUCGGCACACGUUGAUACACACGGGCGAGAAACCAUUUGCUUGCGAGCUGUGCGACAUGGCCUUUAGAGAAAAGACUAGACUGAAUUCUCAUAUGCUUAUACACACCGGCGACAAAAGACACGCGUGUCACAUUUGUCAGAAAACAUUUAAAGAGAAGUCUUCGUUACGGAAACAUAUGUUGAGUCACACCGGCGACAGACCAUACGAAUGUUACGUGUGUCACAAAGCAUUUACCCAAAAAACGACAUUAAACAGCCACAUAUUGGUACACGCAGGGGAGAGACCAUACGAGUGUAGUGCGUGUCAGAAAAUAUUUAAGGACAAAGCAACAUUGAAAAAGCAUUUGUCAAUGCACAUAAACGAAAAAACUCACGAAUGCCUGAUCUGUUUAAAAAAAUUUGCCCACAAAGCUGCGUUAAAUAGUCAUUUAUCAACAAAUCAUACGUCUUAAUUUGAGGGAUCUAGUCCAUUGUUUUUCAGCUUUUAGUUUCUUUUUAUCAAGCACCUGUAUACAUUUAUAUAAGUGGUCGCCAACUCGUAAUUCGCGACAACAAAUUUGGUCGCUUGCGUUAGUUUAUAUACGUUUUUAAAUAUUGUAAAAAAGUCACCUUUUUGUUUAAAAAAGAAUUCCCUCCUUUUUUGUCAUGUUAAACCUUUUGUUAUUUGUCAUUUACAUAUUUAUGCAUAUGUGUAUUUCUGAUAUACAUAUAGAUAUAUGAAAGGAAACAAAGAGCUACUAUAUAAAUUUCAUAAUUCUACGUAAGUUAAUCGUUGAAAUCUUAUAAUUAGUACAUGUGUAUAUUAAUUAUAAGAUUUGUAUAUAUUUAAAUUAUGGGAUUUAUAUAGUAGCUUUUAUAUUUUCCAAGGUUGGUGGCCACUGUUAUAUUUGUAGCUGCGUAAAGGCGGUUACGAGUACAUGCAUCUGUUUUAUAUGCUCACUGAUUCAAACAGUCGCAUUCUUUCUUGUAUAUCUUUACGUACAAUAAAUUAAUUUCUAAUUA
Colletes gigas is the source of this 2814-nucleotide messenger RNA. RefSeq names its product gastrula zinc finger protein XlCGF57.1-like. The record is from RefSeq and is a predicted model, not a curated record. Gene Ontology annotation, biological process: regulation of transcription by RNA polymerase II. The transcript is spliced from 4 exons. Gene Ontology annotation, cellular component: nucleus. The coding region runs from base 534 to 2264 and encodes 576 amino acids. NCBI's taxonomy places the organism in Eukaryota, Metazoa, Arthropoda, Insecta, Hymenoptera, Colletidae. Gene Ontology annotation, molecular function: RNA polymerase II cis-regulatory region sequence-specific DNA binding; DNA-binding transcription activator activity, RNA polymerase II-specific.